CAGUUUUUAUGCCUGUUGUGUCUGUGUUUUGCUAGUGUGUUAGUGUAUUGGUGCGCAUUUUCAAAUUUCAGGCUGACAAGUUCGUUAGCUUUGCUUUGUCAUGCCCACACACACACACACAUGCACACACAUACAGCUGUGAGCACUCGCUCGCUCGCUCGUUUGCUCUCUCGCACUCAGCAACAGCGGCUGCAAUAUCACUGCGCUCACUCACAGCUUGCUGCUACUGUUGCUCGCUCACUCUCUCGCUCGCACACGUCCGCUGAAUUUGCUAUAAAAGCGAGUGGCAAUCGGCGACUUCAUUUGAGUAAUUUUUGUGUUGUCGUGCACGCCACUUGGUCUUUAGGCUUCUGUUAAGCUACAGCAAGUUGAAAUAAAAACAAUAACAAAUUCCAACUAGAAAGCCCAACUAUAAAAGUGUGCUGCAGCUUCUGUCACAAUAUUUAUUAACAUUUACCAAAACAUAUUUUGUGCGAAUUUCGUGUGUUUAACUGUUGCGAAGCGCGCGUGUGAAAAGUUAAACAAAAACAAAAAACAAAAAGCAAACUUUUGAUUGCAAUUAUUUAAAAGCAAUUGUACAAGCAAUUUCAUUAUUGUUGUCGCUUACGCAAGGCCAACUAUAUAACAAUACAACUGGAAAAAGUCACAGCCAAUUCCAAAUUUGGAUUAUUAAUAGCGCAUAAUAAAUAUUUUGCGCCGUUAGCAAUCAGAUAUUCUGUAAAAGCAGCUAACAGCAACCACAACAAAUUUGCCAACAGCAACAACAACAACAACAGCAACAGCAGCAACUAUGUCGAGUGCCAGCGUACAUGCUCCCCAAAUUGCCGACAUUUGCAGUCCACUGGCUCACCACAGCUUGGGUCUGUCUGCCUCGUUGCCGGAUUUGGUUGGCAGCCCGUUGGAGAUCAACAUGGACAAUGUGCUGACCAUUGAGGAGCUGCGCCAACAUCUGGGCUCCUGCUUUACGUGCGGUGUCUCCUGGACCGAUGAUCAUGUCUCGCUCGAUUGCAGCGAAUGCGGCGGCUACAGCCUGGAGCGUCCCUGUCCCCUGUGCGACGGCCAGUGCGGUGUCCAAUGGAAACGUGACUUUGCCAUGUCGCAUGCAUGCAGCAAAGCGCGCUGGGUCGGCGUCUGCCUCAGUUUCCCGGAGGCGAUGGCCGCUGCUGUGCAGCAGCAGCUGCCCGUUGCCAGCAAUACGGCCACAACGGCCACAUCCUGUGCCGCUGCCGCUGCCGCAGCGCAUCAGCUGCGUCUGGCGCAGGAACUGUGCUCGCGCCUGGAGCAGCUGUCGACGGCAUCGUCGACGGCGCCAAAUAAAAUGACGCGUCUCUGAAGCGUUCGCGCCGGGCCGGCGUACUCUAGUACAGUGUUCCUUUUCAAAACGUGUUGGCGCCAACUAGACACAAGCACAUGCAUUAUCAGCCACCUGCCACAUGCCACAUGCCACAUGCCACACAUACAUAACCCAUACAUGAGCCAACAAAACAAACAUUUAUUAUUUUAUUGCUGCAUUGGAGAGAGUCGCAGAGGAGGAAUGAGCGCGUGGACGCCACUGGAGAAUCUCUUUCUCUCUCUCUCUCACACACACUUCAUAUUUAAAUUUAGUGCUUUAUUUACUAAGCUUUU
Molecule: messenger RNA, 1626 nt
Organism: Drosophila novamexicana
Lineage: Eukaryota; Metazoa; Arthropoda; Insecta; Diptera; Drosophilidae
Gene: Pino
Product: protein pinocchio
Exons: 4
Coding region: 791-1333 (180 amino acids)
Source: RefSeq, a predicted model, not a curated record